UCCCGACCGCAUGGGGGCGCUACAGCACAAACACAAGACAACUUCAUACCAGAAGUAGGAAGCCAAACUGAGUUCCGACAGUUUACCGAACUUCACUUAUAGCAUCUUAUCGUUCACAAAAACACUUUUUGCAGAAAAAAAAUAUGUAAUGGAAAAGGAAGACCGCAGCUUUUGGAUUAAAUAGCCUCAGGCGUUGGUAUUACUCAGCCUCCAUCCAACGAGACUCGAGGUUACGACCAACAACAUUGCAAGUCAUCAUUAUACAUUUUAAACUCAACUAGUUUUCUAGUUAUCUCAGGGAUUAAAUCCCUAUGCUAUGGACGAGGUGAGAAUCUGAAUGUGUGCUCGCCACAUCUCUUUUCUGCAAUCUGCUCCGCGGUUGCUAUACCAAAUGUUGUGGCUGGUUAGUAAAUCAAGUUGCUGAGUAUUUUAUAGACUACAGUGAACGGAAGCAACAUCAGUAACGUUACUAGAUGACUACGUUGUAGCUCGCUGAUAUAAUGUUUUCUAGUAAGGUAACGUAGCUAGUUAACUAACUAGCUAGAUAAAUGACGAUACAAUCAACAGUAGCUGGUGUAUUUUGGUUUGCAUUGAUUGAUAUCAAAUGUUAUUGGUCACAAACACAUAGCGGGGUGAACAGGUUGUGGCUCAGGUGGUUGAUGUCCUCGAUGAUAUUUUUGGCCUUCCUGUGACAUCGGGUGCUGUAGGUGUCCUGGAGGGCAGGCAGUGUGCCCCUGAUGAUGCGUUAGGUAGACCGCACCACCCUGUUGCGGGCGGUGCAGUUGCGGGCGGUGCAGUUGCCGUACCAGGUGGUGAUACAGCCGCUCUCAAUCGUGCAUCUGUAAAAGUUUGUGAGGGUCUUCGGGACCAAGACAAAUUUCUUCAGCCUCCUGAGGUUGAAGAGGCGCUGUUGUGCCUUCUUCACCACACUGUGUGUGUGGACCAUUUCAGAUGGUCAGGGAUGUGUAGGCAGAGCGACUUGAAGCUUUCCACUGAUAGUUCCUCAACCAGUUCUACUCAGCUGGAAAGGUUUAUUUCAGAGAGAAGUUGUAUUUUUUUUCCAUAGCAAGCAAAAAAAAUGCCUUGCUAUUUAGGAUGGUGUCAUAUUGCUAAAUCUACAUAUUAAUAAUGUAACUAGUGUGCUGUGAAAACUGCGCUGUCACUCUUCAUCAUAUAGGACGUUGAAGACCCGUCCAGCCCGUCUCCAUCCUGCUCCACUGAACCCCAACCCACGGUGUCCCCGGGUCCUGACAGGAACCAUGGCGACCAGGAGGACAGUAACCAUGGUGAUCAGAAAGACACACCGCAAGGUCAGGAGAGGUUUACUCCGGGGAGAGACCCUCUACAUCAGGAGAACCUGAGCAACACCAGAUGAAACGCAGAACGAGGCAGAAAAAGACCCACCGAUGCCCAGAUUGUGGGAAACACUGCCAGACAUUAUCGGCGCUACAAAUACACAUGAGAACCCACACAGGAGAGAAGCCUUACGCUUGCUUUGUGUGUAAGAAAACGUUCAUUAUUAGACAAGCUUUGAAAACACACCAGCGAACACACACAGGAGAGAAGCCUUAUACCUGCUCUGAGUGUGGCAAGGGCUUCGCUCAUCAAUGUAGUUUGAGAUACCAUCAAAAGAGGAAUUCUGAACAGAUUAAAACAGACCCGAAUGAGAAGAUGACCUGCUGCUGUGGACAAGAGUUCUCCUCAAAGUGUGUACUGGAGGUUCACUUGAAGACGGACACGGGAGCCAAGCCUUACACCUGCUGUGUGUGUGGCAAGAGGUUCAAUAAAGAAUCAUUAAAAGAACACCAGCGAUCCCACACAGGAGAGAUGCCUUACUCUUGCUCUUUCUGUGGCAAGGGUUACUAUCACAAACCGGCUUGGAAAGCCCACGAGCGAACGCACACAGAGGAGAAGCCCCUGUGCUCCGUGUGCGGACGGACCUGCUCUAGUAAGUAUACGUUAAAAGUCCACGAGCGAACACACACAGGAGAGAUGCCUUUCCUCUGCUCGGAGUGUGGCAAGGGCUUCAUCAGUAAAGGACUCCUGAUGACCCACGAGCGAUUCAACUGUUCUGGGGGAGAAGAACGACGGCGACCGAAGAGGUUUCACAAGUGUCCGGACUGUGGGAAGGAGUUCACACAAGCAAACAAACUGGAGAGACACAUGAGAACACACACAGGAGAGAGGCCUUACCAGUGCUCUGUGUGUGGGAUGAGGUUCAACCAGAAAGGGAAUCUCAAAACGCAUUUUAAAGUGCACACAGGCAGGGAUCCCAGUUUGCUGCCUGACAUGGACAUGAGGAUGACUUCUUCAGAAGCAGCGAAACAGCCUCUGGACAACAGACAUAAUGUUGGGAAACCACAACAAUUCCAGAAUCAGAUUGGCGAGGAGGGAACCCACAACUUUCCUGCACCACAAACCCACAACCUACCGACACCACAAACCCACAACCUACCGGCACCACAAACUCACAACCAUCCGGCACCACAAACCCACAACCAUCCGGCACCACAAACCCACAACCUACCGGCACCACAAACCCACAACCUACCGGCACCACAAACCCACAACCUACCAGCACCACAAACCCACAACCAUCCAACACCACAAACCCACAACCAUCCGGCACCACAAACCCACAACCAUCCGGCACCACAAACCCACAACCAUCCGGCAGCGCAGAGGGAGGGAAGCCACCACCACCUCCCAGCAGCACAGAGGGAGGGAAGCCACCACCUCCCGGCACCACAGAGAGAGGGAACAUCCCACCACAUCUCGGCACCACAGAAACCCACCAUGUCCCACAGGGGAGAAAAACACUAUCUCUGCCCUGAGUGUGGCAAGACUUACACCCGGGAAUACGACCUCCGAGUCCACCUCAGAACGCACACAGGAGAGCGACCGUACCAGUGUUAUGACUGCGGGAAGGCCUACGUCCGGAAAAACAAUCUCCAACAACACCGGCGGUCACAUGCUCCCAAGCCCAUGGGACCGACCCGCCAUUUAGGCAGACCACCCAGGGUGGGCUCUAGUAGUGGAAGGUCCAACCAACCACCCAGGGUGGGAUCUAGUAGUGGAAGGUCCAACCAAUCACCCAGGGUGGGAUCUAGUAGUGGAAGGUCCAACCAAUCACCCAGGGUGGGAUCUAGUAGUGGAAGGUCCAACCAAUCACCCAGAGUAGGAAGAGCUAAGCAAAACAUGCCUACAUCAAUGUAAAUAUGAGAGACUCGUGCCCUUACCGCAGAUGGAGAGAGGACACUGGCAGUUCUGGCACCUUUAAACACGGGGCUGGGUCCAUAUCAUCAUCCCAAAUAGCACCCUAUUUCCUAUAUAGUGCACUACUUUUGACCAAGGCCCAUAUGGGAACCUUUAAGGGCUCUGCUGAAAUGCAGUGCACUAUAUAGGCAAUAGGGUGCUAUUUUGGACACUCACACUGCAUCUUAUGACUACAGAAUCGUUAUUCUUUCUGGUGUGUGUGCGCGCGUCUGUAUGCACGCAUGUAUUUGUGUCGUGUUGUUGUGAUCAGUACAAUACAGUCCACUGUGUUGUGUAAGAUAAUCAAUCAUACUAUGUAAUCCUGUGCAUUUUAUUUCUUGUUUAUUUUAUAUAUCUUAUUUUACUUAUUGAAGCUAUCAUGAUACUAAGAAAUGACUUGCAUUUCAUAUAACGCCAUGGUCCAAUAAAUGAACAUUGGGGGAAAAACGUCUCUCCUUUAUUACCCCUUAUCCAGGGCACGAUACACCGACGUCACAGAUGCGCGAUUCUUUAGGGUGGCAGUAAGGAAGC
This is a messenger RNA of Oncorhynchus gorbuscha (pink salmon), 3786 nucleotides long. RefSeq names its product zinc finger protein 2-like. Gene Ontology annotation, molecular function: DNA-binding transcription activator activity, RNA polymerase II-specific; RNA polymerase II cis-regulatory region sequence-specific DNA binding. The transcript is spliced from 3 exons. Bases 1372 to 3216 code for a protein of 614 amino acids. Lineage: Eukaryota; Metazoa; Chordata; Actinopteri; Salmoniformes; Salmonidae. Gene Ontology annotation, biological process: regulation of transcription by RNA polymerase II. The record is from RefSeq and is a predicted model, not a curated record. Gene Ontology annotation, cellular component: nucleus.